Messenger RNA from Vicia villosa (hairy vetch), 2109 nucleotides. Its product is annotated as amino acid permease 3. Gene Ontology annotation, cellular component: plasma membrane. Lineage: Eukaryota; Viridiplantae; Streptophyta; Magnoliopsida; Fabales; Fabaceae. Bases 442 to 1893 code for a protein of 483 amino acids. The record is from RefSeq and is a predicted model, not a curated record. The transcript has 5 exons.
UUUAAUUUUCAAAAGCUUAGGUAAGAAUUCAAUAAUUUUUUAUUUUGUAUCCUUGUUUUGUUGAAUCUAUGUAAAACAAAAAUAUUUUAAUGAAAACGUUUGACUCAUCACAACAAGUGUCAACAAAUAACGUUCACAAGUCUUGGUCGUAAAGUAGCAUGUGAGUAAGUCCAAGAUAUUUUCCUUUCAAAAAUUCUAACACAAUUUUUCUUCUUCAUACACUUAUUUAUACCCCACACCGCUUCAUUUCAAACCACAACACAACUUUGAGACUCUUUGACUUCAAACAAAACUUGUUCAUUUUCUCACUACUUUCUAUAAUAACUAAGAGUGUAUAUUUUUUGUCACAAUUUUGUGCAAGAAUUUUGAUUCAUACGUAUUAUAUAGUCAAGUGUUUUGAAGUUGAACUCUAAUUUGUGUUGUGAUCAUAAUUGUUAUAAGAUGACCAUGGCAAAGGGUGGCAAUAAUAAUCAUCAACAACAAUCAUUUGAAGUUUCUAUUGAUGCUUCUGAUUCCAAGUUCUUUGAUGACGAUGGUCAUUCAAAACGAUCAGGAAACAAAUGGACAGCAAGUGCACACAUAAUAACAGCGGUUAUUGGUUCUGGAGUGUUGUCGUUGGCAUGGGCUAUAGCGCAACUUGGAUGGAUUGCUGGUCCAUCAAUGAUGCUUCUAUUCUCAUUUGUUACUUACUACACCUCCACUCUUUUAUCGGUUUGUUACCGAACCGGUGAUCAACUCAAUGGCAAAAGAAACUAUACUUACACUGAUGCUGUUAGAGCAUAUCUCGGUGGCGCUAAGGUCAAAAUUUGUGGACUUGUUCAAUAUGCGAAUCUUUUCGGUGUUGCCAUUGGAUAUACUAUAGCAGCGUCCAUAAGCAUGAUGGCAAUCAAAAGGUCUAAUUGUUUUCAUAGCAGUGGAGGGAAAAAUCCAUGCCAUAUGAACGGAAAUCUUUACAUGAUUUCUUUUGGUAUUGUGGAAAUAUUUUUCUCUCAAAUUCCGAACUUUGAUCAGUUAUGGUGGCUCUCUACUUUAGCUGCUGUUAUGUCUUUCACAUAUUCUAUUAUUGGACUUGGCCUUGGUGUUGGUAAAGUGAUAGAAAAUAAAGGCAUUAAAGGAAGCCUAACCGGUAUAACUGUUGGCACUGUCACACAAACUCAAAAAGUUUGGAGGAGUUUUCAAGCUCUUGGUAACAUAGCUUUUGCAUACUCCUACUCAAUGAUCCUCAUUGAAAUUCAGGACACAAUCAAAUCUCCUCCUUCCGAAUCAAAAACAAUGAAGGCCGCAACUUUGAUCAGUGUUAUAGUCACGACAGUUUUCUAUAUGCUAUGCGGUUGUUUUGGAUACGCUGCUUUCGGAGACUUGAGUCCCGGAAACCUUCUCACAGGUUUCGGUUUCUAUAAUCCUUUCUGGUUACUCGACAUUGCCAAUGCUGCGAUUGUUAUCCACCUCGUUGGCGCUUUCCAAGUUUACGUCCAGCCUAUUUACUCAGCAGUGGAGAAAACCGCGGCUAAAAGAUUUCCCGACAGCGAUUUCAUCAACAAAGACUUUAAAAUUCCUAUCCCUGGCAUGGCCUCACCUUUAAAAAUCAACCUCUUUAGAUUAAUUUGGAGGUCAUCUUUUGUGGUCGUAACAACCGUUAUAUCAAUGCUUCUACCGUUCUUCAACGAUAUUGUAGGACUUAUCGGAGCAAUUGGAUUUUGGCCUCUGACGGUGUAUUUUCCGGUGGAAAUGUACAUCGUUCAAAAGAGAAUACCAAAAUGGAGCAUAAAAUGGGUUUGCCUACACAUGCUUAGUGCUGCUUGUCUUGUGAUUUCUUUAGCUGCUGCAGCUGGUUCGGUUGCUGGUGUUGUUGCUGAUCUUGGAGUUUAUAAGCCAUUCCAUGCUAUGUACUAGUUAUGUAACAGUGUUACUUUAGUGUUCACCAUCUUUAAGGAUUUAAGUAGCAAUAAAAAAGGGUUGGCUCUUGCUUAUUUGAAACCUCUAGGAUGGUGGUGUUCUUGUUAAUCUUGUAUUUUUUUUUCUACUUUUAUGUAACCUAUCUUUGUGACUUGAUAUGUAUUACAAAUUUCCAAUGAGAAAUGGUACAAAGGCUUUCAAAUUUUCGAACAA